Molecule: messenger RNA, 2659 nt
Organism: Camelus dromedarius (Arabian camel)
Lineage: Eukaryota; Metazoa; Chordata; Mammalia; Artiodactyla; Camelidae
Gene: MYD88
Product: MYD88 innate immune signal transduction adaptor
Exons: 5
Coding region: 77-991 (304 amino acids)
Biological process (GO): Toll signaling pathway; positive regulation of canonical NF-kappaB signal transduction; innate immune response
Cellular component (GO): plasma membrane
Molecular function (GO): Toll-like receptor binding; TIR domain binding
Source: RefSeq, a predicted model, not a curated record
GGGUGGCCAUAGGAGAAGGAGGAAGCACAGGCCCACGACCCGACUCGACCGCGCUCCGGCUCCAGCACCGCCCGCCAUGUCUACUGGAAGCCCCGACUCAGAGUCUGCGCCCCUCGCCCCCUCUAUGUCUUCCUUACCCCUGGCUGCGCUCAACGUGCGAGUGCGACGCCGCCUGUCGCUCUUCCUAAACGUGCGGACGCAGGUGGCGGCCGACUGGACCGUGCUGGCGGAGGAGAUGGACUUCGAGUAUUUGGAGAUCCGGCGGCUGGAGACGCACGCCGACCCCACCGGCAGCCUGCUGGACGACUGGCAGGGACGUCCGGGCGCCUCGGUGGGCCGCCUGCUCGAGCUGCUCUCCAAGCUGGGCCGCGACGACGUGCUGGAGGAACUGCGCCCUAGCAUCGAGGAGGACUGCCAAAAGUAUAUUUUGAAGCAGCAGCAGGAAGCCUCUGAGAAGCCUUUACAGGUGGACUCUGUAGACAGCAGCAUCCCUCGGACCCCAGAGCAGAUGGGCAUCACCACUCGUGAUGACCCCACGGGGCACAUGCCUGAGCGUUUUGAUGCCUUCAUCUGCUACUGCCCCAGCGAUAUCCAGUUCGUGCAGGAAAUGAUCCAGCAGCUGGAACAGACAAACUAUCGGCUGAAGUUGUGUGUGUCUGACCGUGACGUCCUGCCUGGCACUUGUGUCUGGUCCAUCGCCAGUGAACUCAUUGAGAAGAGGUUGGCUAGGUGGCCAGGGGGCAAGUGCCGUCGGAUGGUAGUGGUUGUCUCUGACGAUUACCUGCAAAGUAAGGAAUGUGACUUCCAGACUAAGUUUGCACUCAGCCUCUCUCCAGGUGCCCAUCAGAAGCGACUGAUCCCCAUCAAGUACAAGUCAAUGAAGAAAGAGUUCCCCAGCAUCCUGCGCUUCAUCACUGUCUGCGACUACACCAACCCCUGCACCAAGUCCUGGUUCUGGACUCGCCUUGCCAAGGCUCUGUCCCUUCCCUGAACAGCCCUGGGACCCUAGGUGUGUGUGCAUCUAUCUGCCUGUACGUGGACUUCUGCCCCUGCCUCCACCUGCAGUUGUAGGAGGAAUCCGUGCUCCACUUGCCUCUGAAUUCCCAGACAUGCCAACUCCACAGACACAUCUGCAGCCCCAGUACCUAUCUGGGCAUCACAUCUCAGGUCCUGCACAGAACCAGUGGCUGCAAAUGGCACGUCCCCUUGCUGGGUUAUCAGCCAGGAUGGUGAAAACCAGAGGCAGCUGGGACUAAGAGGAGGACCAGAAGAGCCAGCUCUGACUUGUCCACACAUCUUAGGCCUCAGUUUCUCCAUCUAAGAACUAGGUAGGGUGGGCAGAACAGGCAGGAGCUGUGUUCGAAUCACUGUGGGAAAUGGUGAAGUAUUGUUCUGGGUCUCCUGGAGAGACAAAUCUUGGCUGAGAGAGCUGGCUGCCUGGACCACUUGCUGCCCGCUGCUGGGACCACUGCACAAGGUGCCUACUGACACUUCUGGACCUUGCUACCCAUCUCACAUCCCACUUCCUCCUGCCCCAGGGGGCAAAUGGGGAAGCAGGCUGGUCCACACAGGGAGGUUCCCCAAUGGUUCCACCUCUCAUCUGCUUCUUUGACUUCUCCCAGCUUCUGCCCAUCUUCAGUGUGCUAAGUCCCCAAGAGACCAGCCUGAACAUCUGGGGCUGCUUUUCUCUUCACCUAUUGAGUGCCUGUAAUCCUGCUCUCAGCUCCGCCUGGCAUCAGAUGGGAUCUCGACUUCCGGCAUUUCCAUUAAGUUUGGGCUCUGGGUUACCAUGGCGGUGUAAGCAGGAAGCCUUCCUUCCUCGGCCACCCACGGAGAGCUUUCUCACCAAUCUUCUGUGCCUUAAUUGCCUUAAAGUUGUUUGCUGGGACCAGUUUACAAACAGUGACCAUGUAAGAGCCUCCUGCCCCAAAGCUUGUGGGCACGUGGACACAUACAAGCUCACAUGCGGAGACACACACGUACGUGCCCACGCACCCUCACACACACACACGCACACAGGCAUCUUCAUGCACACACUUCCCUGGGUACAGCUCCCAGGAACAGCCACGUGGGACAGUCCCACCAUAAAGGGGGCCUGACCCUGGACAAAGAUGGGACACUCGAAUUCUUCUUCUCUUUUUUUCUUCCUCAUUGAAACCAGACUCUGGAAAGGACCCAAUAUGCCAGCAUUUAUGCCUUCAGUGAAGCACAGAGUAAGAACAGAGCUUGCCUGAACUCACACAGCAAGUCAGCUGUGACACAGCUGUUUUUUUUCCCUCCCUGGAGGAUCUGUAUGUUAGUUUCCCUCAAGCUCUCCUUCAAGGAGAAAAUGUCAUGGUCUCAAGUCUCUGCCCCAGGACAGAACCCGGGACCCUAAAUCUAACAGGAAAUGUUCAUCUUCUCUGCUCCACCUCCAGCAAGGGCUGGGGGAAGGGAGCUUCUCUCAGGAUCUCCAGAGGAUGAUCUUGAUAAAGCACUUAGCUACCAAGCACCUAUCUACACUUUGAUACUGGAGAGUAUUUUAAAACAAUUUCAAGAAAGUAGCUUUUACAACUGUUUUGUAUUCAUUGUGAGAAUUUCAGAGAGCUGAGAAAUGGCUAUGUUUAUAAUUUCCCCUUCUGUAUCCUGGGUUUAUAAUAAAGAGUUCUCUACUUUCGGA